This is a messenger RNA of Spirometra erinaceieuropaei, 3556 nucleotides long. The record is from the annotation of a GenBank genome assembly. NCBI's taxonomy places the organism in Eukaryota, Metazoa, Platyhelminthes, Cestoda, Diphyllobothriidea, Diphyllobothriidae.
AUGCUGUGCGACAAAUUGAAUGCCGAAACCAAUGAAAAGGAUCGGAAUGUUUUGCAUGUGAAAACCGAGAAGGAGGAGUUCAUUUUAGAGGGUCGACCUGUUACCCUAUCAGCUUUUAGCCACGUUGCAAAACAGCGAAACCUACCGAGAGAAUACACUUACUAUAAUGCUCCUAAAAAGGUCUGGCGUUGUCAUAGUAACCAUAUGGUUACUAUUUUGAUAAUUUUCCAAAUGUUCUGAUAGGUAGUAGACUCUGCUUUGCUCCACUCCGUCUUCUAAGUAGAAGAAGUUCAAACGUAAACUCAAUGUUGUUUAUAGUUGGUGACUGGUCACUUUUAUUUCAGAAAAAUAGUUUAUGGGAACAUCCUUCUAGGCAAUAUACGUAUAUACGUACCGACAAGAUAUAACGUCGAUAUCGACAUGUAUAUAUAUAUAUAUAUAUAUAUAUAUAUAUAUAGACAUGUCGAUAUCGACGCUAUAUCUUGUCGGUAUCAGCAACUACUAGAGUAUAAAAGCCCUGAGGUUAAAGGUCAUCCGCCUUGUAGCUUCCUGCAAUUAGUCUUUCAGAAUUUUUGCUGGUUGGAAUACUCCACCAGUGAUACGCAAUUUAGGGCAGUUUUGAAAUAUGCCUUCACGCAGGAAGAAACUAAAGUGAGUGGAUUAUACUUAAAGCUCGCUAAGUUUAAUCUCGACUGAUAACAUAAGUGGUCUGAAGUAUUUUGCAACUCUCAAGUUUGAACUUCUUUUCUUGAACACAUUGCCCUCGGGACUUAUCCUUGCUGUCCUUGUCCUCUAAAUGGGGCGUUCGAUUGGCUUUUUAUGACGACUACGAGUAUAAAGGACAAAUACAAGCCAUGCGAAGGCGAUGGUCUGCGAAAUCGAAUGCAAGUUACAGGAGGGUUUAUUUUUCUUACAGUUACACUGAAGGGAGCGCACCAGAUAAAGUCUGACGAACAUAGGAAUGUUCCGAGUCUUGUUCUAAUCCGUCCUUCUUUUUACAGUUCAUUCUCCUAAUAUGUCGUAUAUUUAUUUUAUUUAAUUCAUAACGAUUUUCCCCAUGCAUUUUGGCUAAGUAAUGUCCAUAACGUUUGCAGGAUUAACGGUCGGUGUAUAAAAAGUUCACAAAUGAUUAAAUCCUCACCAGCCCCUCAGGGGAACUCGGGGCUCCUUCAUUGAAAAGGACUGAAGUAUAGCAACGAAGCACAGUCAAAUAAGUGGUUUUUUUCCUUUAUAGCCCACAGAAAAGUCCUUUGUUUACGAUGCUGUGUUUUCGAAGGAAACUGGUUUUAAUGAAAAACAGAGACGCGAUGAUCGACGACACGACAAAAUGGUUGGUCUGCACAUCCAUGAUGAAGUAAGUGAGUCUUUUCUCAGGCAACGUGGACGUUUUUCCAAGUCGCUUUUGAGAGCAUUUGGGACUAAUAUCUGCAGAAGAGGCUAUUUAUCCAACUAUUAAAACAGCACAUAGUUUGAGUGAAAGAUAAAUACUCGGGUGUCUAGGUUGGCAAUUUUCCAAGCUGUUCGUGAUUCUUUUGGAAAGAUAAUACUGUUCUGUGUGUUUUGGUCAUUUAAUGUCGUUUACGACACAUCAGAUAGAUCAGUGUGUUAUUCUGGAGGGCCAUUUGACAAACCUUGUAUUUUAAACGUGAUGGUGACAUACGUCAAUGGAUGAUGUAUUUUCCUCCCUUCUGCUCAGUGGAUAUUAGUGACAUAUUUGGUUCAUUUAAUUUUGACUGAAAGCUUAACUAUUGACAGGACUUCAAUCGUCUUAUAUGAUCAAUCGAUGAAUAUCAUGAAUCAUCUAUUCCUCUUGGAGCAAACUUUGAUAGAAAACCCCAUACGUCAAUUUCCACGCUCUUUUGACAAUUAACCUGAUUGCUAAGUAACUUCUGGUUCCCCCUCUGAUGUUUAAUUCAGUGCUGAAAUAUUUCAACCUUCAAAAGGCUAUUUUCUGUGCAUUAGGAAGUUUAACUUACUCCUGCCUAUAACAAACACUCAUCAAAUUACUGAAUACAUAUUUAUAUAGUUGUUUAGUUUUUCUAUUUUAUAAAAUACCAAACCUAUUUGAUGCAAAUAUCGUUUUCCCUUCUCAUUAUCGCUGACGUCCACCCCGCUUUGUAGAGCAUACCCGUGAACCAGCCCAGCAAUGCCUCGUGCUUUAUAGCCAUGUCGUACUUUUUUACUGUCGUCUUCCAUUGAAAUCAAUUUUAAAACUCACGGUCAUGAAACUGGGUCUCUGUCAGGAGCACAAAGGAAAGGACCUACCCAGCAGAAGUUUUGCAAUUUCCCAUUGACGUUUAUGGACAUCCUAUUUUAUUUUCUACAUCAAGUCUACUUUUGUGUAAGGUUUUCGUUUCGCGUCACAUUCUGAGAGGAAGGUAGGGGCCUCUAAGUAACGUCGAAAUCUUUCUGUUCUACACUCCAGUCGACAAGGAGACCAAUCUAUUGUUAGUCCAUAGCUCAACUAGUCGAUCUGCUGUAUCAUGGUCUCUGGAGCACAAGUGACUCAAUUUUCCAGGGUCUUCUUGAACACUUCAAUCGAGACAACACAGACUGUAGGUUGUGAGAGCACACCAGCGCAUUUGCGCUUCUUCGGGUGGUGUAUUCUGUUAUGAUUGCCAAACGGUUUUCUGGCCGUUUUCAACAGCAAGCCUUCCUGGAACUACUGACUGUAACAGAACAGCAAUGUCCCUCCGAUAAAUUUUCCCAUUAGUCGCAGUUUUGAACGAUUUCAGCCAAUUGACGACUUUGGUUUUCCAUAUUGUACUUUUCAGACGACAAGGGCAUUUCACUGGCACUUUGUCCCAUAGCUCUCACCCACAAUGUCGGAUUUAUUAUUAAUACUUCUUGGAAAUGUAUCCUGGGGCUUUUCUACAGUUUAUUAGAUACCGAUAACUAAAUGACUUCGCCUGGUCUUGCCGACAUGGGGUCUGACUGCUGACUACUGAAACGAAGCCGAAAAUUUUCAUUUUAAUCUUAAGUUUUUAGUUUUUAAGUCUUUCUUUAUAAAUAAAAGUUUAUCCGAUUGCUUGAAAACACAAAUAUUAACGGCGAUCAGGGUAGGCUGAAAACUCUCUUUCAGGUAGGAUUGUCAUAAUCAUAAACAUCACUAUAAAUUCAUGGAAAUAUGUUGCAUUCAGUAACCGUAGAAACCUGCUUGAACACCGUUUCAAUAAAGAGUUCCUGCGUAACUAUUUGAGCCAGUGAACAUUUUUAUGCGUCCGAUCAGGUCUUAUGUCCAGGCGGUAUGCACGCAGAUUGCUGUGGGACAUUCCUCGCUAACUUUAUACACUAUAUAUAUAUAUAUAUAUAUAUCCACGGUAUUAUGCGGCUAACUGACUGACGUCCUGGUGAGUGACUUUAAAUUUCCUCCUAAUGUUUCUUACUUUAGGAAGCCUCCAAACCCAUCCCAUCCCAGUCUUCUUCCAUCUUUGGACACUACUUAGAUCGGCGAUGUGAUCCCCUGGAUCGUUCCAGAGUGAGGAUUCAAUUGGUGGAAUCUGAGUUCUUCCGUCGAAACGGCGUCGAAUUUACUACAAUGAUGGAGGAUCAGUAG